This is a messenger RNA of Echinops telfairi (small Madagascar hedgehog), 1993 nucleotides long. RefSeq names its product potassium voltage-gated channel modifier subfamily G member 1 (gene KCNG1). NCBI's taxonomy places the organism in Eukaryota, Metazoa, Chordata, Mammalia, Afrosoricida, Tenrecidae. Gene Ontology annotation, biological process: regulation of delayed rectifier potassium channel activity; protein homooligomerization; potassium ion transmembrane transport. Bases 143 to 1672 code for a protein of 509 amino acids. Gene Ontology annotation, molecular function: protein binding; delayed rectifier potassium channel activity. The record is from RefSeq and is a predicted model, not a curated record. The transcript is spliced from 3 exons. Gene Ontology annotation, cellular component: membrane; voltage-gated potassium channel complex.
CGGCCGGGGCGUCCAGCUGGCUCUUGCGUCCUCGCGCGGGUCCCUUGGCCACGCGGGGAGCACGGACGCCGCGGCCCGGCCAACUCUGAACGGAGACGCCGCGCCGAGAACUUGAGGCCUGAGAGGGAUGUGAAGACCCAAAAUGACCCUCCUGCCGGGUGAGAACUCGGACUACGACUACAGCGUGCUCAGCUGCACCUCAGACCCCUCCUUGAACCCCGCCUUCUUCCAGCCGAGUCAGCCCCUCAAGGGCGCCUUCUACCGCCGGGCCCAGCGGCUCGGGCCGCAGGACGAGCCCCGCGCGGGCGGCCAGCCCCGCAGGAUCAUCAUCAACGUGGGCGGCAUCAAGUACUCGCUGCCCUGGACCACGCUGGACGACUUCCCGCUGACGCGCCUGGGCCAGCUCAAGGCCUGCACCAACUUCGACGACAUCCUCAACCUGUGCGAUGACUACGACGUGACCUGCAACGAGUUCUUCUUCGACCGCAACCCGGGCGCCUUCGGCACCAUCCUGACCUUCCUGCGGGCCGGCAAACUGCGGCUGCUGCGCGAGGUGUGCGCCCUGUCCUUCCAGGAGGAGCUGCUCUACUGGGGCGUCCCCGAGGACCACCUGGACGGCUGCUGCCGGCGCCGCUACCUGCAGAAGAUCGAGGAGUUCGCCGAGAUGGUGGGCCGGGACGACGAGGACGAGCCGCUGGACAGCGAGGACUGCGGCAGCGAGGGCCCGGCCGAGGGCGAGGGCCGGCUGGGCCACUGCAUGCGGAGACUGCGCGACAUGGUGGAGCGGCCGCACUCGGGGCUGCCGGGCAAGGUGUUUGCCUGCCUCUCGGUGCUCUUCGUCACUGUCACCGCCAUCAACCUGUCUGUCAGCACCUUGCCCAGCCUGAGGGAGGAGGAGGAGCAGGGCCGGUGCUCCCGGAUGUGCCACAACGUAUUCAUCGUGGAGUCGGUGUGCGUGGGCUGGUUCUCCCUGGAGUUCCUCCUGCGGCUGGUCCAGGCGCCCAGCAAGUUCACCUUCCUGCGCAGCCCUCUCACGCUCAUCGACAUGGUGGCCAUCUUGCCCUACUACGUCACCCUGCUGGUGGACGGCGCGGCCACGGGCCGCCACAAGCCGGGCACGGGCAACAGCUACCUGGACAAGGUGGGGCUGGUGCUGCGCGUGCUGCGGGCACUGCGCAUCCUGUACAUGAUGCGCCUGGCCCGCCACUCACUGGGCCUGCAGACGCUGGGGCUCACGGCACGCCGCUGCACCCGUGAGUUCGGCCUGCUGCUGCUCUUCCUGUGCGUGGCCAUCGCCCUCUUCGCCCCGCUCCUCUACGUCAUCGAGAACGAGAUGGCCGAGAGCCGCGAGUUCACCAGCAUCCCCGCCUGCUACUGGUGGGCCGUCAUCACCAUGACGACGGUGGGCUACGGGGACAUGGUGCCCCGCAGCACGCCCGGUCAGGUGGUGGCGCUGAGCAGCAUCCUGAGCGGCAUCCUGCUCAUGGCCUUCCCGGUGACCUCCAUCUUCCACACCUUCUCCCGCUCCUACUUGGAGCUCAAGCAGGAGCAGCAGAGACUGAUGUUCCGGAGGGCCCAGUUCCUCAUCAAAACCCAGUCGCAGAUCAGCACCACGUCCCAGGACAGUGACAUCUUGUUUGGAAGUGCCUCCUCUGACACCCGAGACAACUGAACGCAGAGGGCACACCGCCGCCGCUGCCACCGCCGCCAGGACACCCCCUGCCCGCCCACCCUGAGGCUUGAAGCUACUGCUACCUGCACACCUGCGACGGGCCAUGCUGCUUCCCAGGCUGGCACUGGCACGGCUCUGACAGGCUGGCCCAGGGAGGACACAGCCAACACUGAGGCCGUUGAGGGACCCCAGCACACGCCCGCCCGCCUGCCCAGCCCCAGUGUGUGCCUCCCUCCCCAAAGGGAUGGCCUAGUCUUUCUGCCAUGUAAAUAAUAUGCUUCUCGGAGCUGCCUGGAGAAAAAUACAAGCAGCAACAUCCUG